AAGAACAUUGAAUUGAAAAAUUGACCUUUAAUUUGAGUCACAACAACGCAACCAACUAUAGUCAAAUCAAUAUCAAUCCAUAACAAUACCAUGUCAUCUAAGAAUAUUCUUACUCCGUAUAUAAAGUCGUUGCUUUUACAACCGCCUAAUUUAACUCCUAGCGAUUUGGCUACUGUUUUAAGAUGCAUUUUCAGAGGACUUGCAUCCGAUAUACAAAUAUCGUCCUUUUUAACAGCAUUAAGAUUCACUGGUCUUGAUGAACAUCCUGAUUAUAUAGUGGCAGCAGUGAAUACUGUGUUGGAGUUUUCUAGUGUGAUACCUGCUGAAUCCGUCGAUGAAGAAGGAUAUGUUGAUAUUGUUGGUACUGGUGGUGAUGGACAAAAUACAUUUAAUGUUUCAACCUCAGCAGCCAUUGUCGCAGCUGGGAUUGGAUUACCAGUAUGUAAACAUGGAGGUAAGGCAUCAACCUCUACUUCAGGAUCAGGUGAUUUACUUAAAGCUUUAGGAGUUGAUUUAAUGAAUGUUAAUGCUGAAACUACUCCUGAAAUUGUUAAGAGAACCAAUUUUUGCUUUUUAUUUGCACCAGCAUUUCAUCCCGGUAUGGGGAAAGUAGCAAAUGUUAGAUCUCAAUUAGGUAUAAAAUCAAUUUUCAAUAUACUUGGUCCCUUAAUUAAUCCAAUUCCUAUUCGUUCCAGAAUUUUAGGGGUUAAUAGUGAAGCUUUAGGGGAAGCUUAUGCUACUACUGCAGCUUUAUUGGCCAAACAAUCCCAUGUACAUAAAAGAACGAUGGUUGUGUUUGGUACUUGUGUAUUGGAUGAAAUUUCCCCUAUUGGAACUACUAAAUAUUGGAUGGUUGAAGAAGAUGGUUCAAUAAAUAGAGGUAUACUUAGUCCAAAUUAUUUUGGAUUACCAGAACAUAGUUUAGAAGAAGUUAAAUCAGGUACACCAGAAGAAAAUGCUGAAAUCCUUCUUCAUAUACUUCGUCAAGAUGAUGAAGUAUUUAAAAUCCAUGAAGAGCAUAAUCAUCCAUUAGUGGAUUAUAUCUUAAUGAACACAGCUGCCUUAGCUGUAGUUGCAGGAAUUGCUGAUUCCUGGGUCCAUGGAGUUAAACUUGCAAAGGCAUCAAUCAUAACCGGAACUGCUUUAAUUGCUCUUGAAAGCUUUAAAGCAGUAGUUUCAGAUCUUUAGAUGUAUAUAUAUAAAUACCCUGUAUAAUAUAGCUUAAAAUUAAUAGAAAAUAAAAAAAAUAAUCACGUGAUUGGAUUAU
Messenger RNA from Scheffersomyces coipomensis, 1267 nucleotides. RefSeq names its product anthranilate phosphoribosyltransferase (gene TRP4). Lineage: Eukaryota; Fungi; Ascomycota; Pichiomycetes; Serinales; Debaryomycetaceae. Gene Ontology annotation, cellular component: cytosol. The record is from RefSeq and is a predicted model, not a curated record. Gene Ontology annotation, biological process: L-tryptophan biosynthetic process. The transcript has a single exon. The coding region runs from base 91 to 1188 and encodes 365 amino acids. Gene Ontology annotation, molecular function: anthranilate phosphoribosyltransferase activity.